Messenger RNA from Ctenocephalides felis (cat flea), 1309 nucleotides. Its product is annotated as facilitated trehalose transporter Tret1-like. Gene Ontology annotation, biological process: transmembrane transport. Lineage: Eukaryota; Metazoa; Arthropoda; Insecta; Siphonaptera; Pulicidae. Bases 11 to 1309 code for a protein of 432 amino acids. Gene Ontology annotation, cellular component: membrane. Gene Ontology annotation, molecular function: transmembrane transporter activity. The record is from RefSeq and is a predicted model, not a curated record. The transcript is spliced from 3 exons.
UCUUCUUGGAAUGUCUGGAGGUGCCAUAAUGUGUUGGCCAGCAUCAGCUUUGCCAGAAAUUCAACACCCAAAUUCAACCCUCACCUUGACGAUCACUGAGGGGUCAUGGGUAGUAUCAUUGAUAGCAGUCGGAUCAGUUCCAGGCGCAUUUCUUGCCGGUUUUCUGGCAGAAAAAUUCGGACGACGUGCUACCGCUUUAUUCCAAGCUGGUCCAAUUUUACUAUCCUGGAUACUAAUAUCAGUUGGACACAACGUUUGGUUCUUGUAUACAGCACGAUUUCUUGGAGGUACCUCUGUUGGAGGCACAGGAGUCAUUGCUCCAAUGUAUAUCAGUGAAAUCGCUGGACGAAAACGAAGAGCAACUUUAGUAGCUUUGUAUCCAUUAUCCUUAUCCUUAGGAAUGCUUUUAUCUUUAAGUUUAUCCACGAUUUUAACAUAUAGAUUUCUAUCAAUUGCCAUAGCUAGUGUGGCAGUAUUUUUUUUAAUGACGUUUUUCUUCGCGCCUGAAUCUCCUGUUUACCAAGUUUUGAAAGGUGAUCUCACUUCGGCUAAAAGAUCUUUAGAUUUUUUCUAUGGUAAAGCAAGAUCUGGAAGAGUUUUAGAAGAAACAAUAAAUAUGAUUAAUUCUACAAGUUCGGGUGAGAAGUUGACACUGGGAAAGUUGAUCAAGGAUAAGGCUUUUGUUAAAGGUUUGAUAAUAUCUUUGGGAAUUAUGGCUGAACUUCAACUUUGUGGAAUCAACUUUAUAACUGCAUAUUCGGAAAAAAUAUUCAAGGAGCUGAACAGCAGCGUGGACCCAAAACUAGCCUCCAACAUCAUCUUCGGAGUCCAAGUAUUGGCAGGAUGUACCCAACUCUUCAUAAUCAACAAAUUCCCUAGAAAAGUUCUACUUCUCCAAAACAGCAUACUUGCAUUUACCACUCUCACCAUCCUCGGCCUCCAAAAUCUCCUCGGUUGGGAGGCAGGAUGGUUACCAGUGGUCUGUUUGGUAGUUUUCUCUCUCAGUUUCAUGUGGGGUUUUGGAGCCCUCUGUUUCACAGUCAUGGCAGAAGUUUUUUCUUCAAAAGCAAGGGAAAUUGCGUUUUCCUUGAGCAUUGUUUUGAUGUGGUCGUUGAAUUUUUCGGUUACUAAAUCGUUUCCGAUGCUGCUGACUACUAUAGGCAUUGGAUGGACUUUGCUGAUUUUUGCUGGUUUCAUGUUUGCUUCUGGGUUUCAUAUAAUUUUCAUAGUUAUAGAAACUAGAGGCAAAACUUUGAAGGAAAUUCAGGAUGAACUUUAUGGAAAAGGCAAACCUACUCAGAAAACGUGA